This is a messenger RNA of Spodoptera littoralis (African cotton leafworm), 663 nucleotides long. The record is from the annotation of a GenBank genome assembly. NCBI's taxonomy places the organism in Eukaryota, Metazoa, Arthropoda, Insecta, Lepidoptera, Noctuidae.
AUGUCAAAACCCGAACUCGACAGUGAUGGUUUUCAGAAAGUAAAAUCAAAACGAAUUUCAAAGAAUAAGCCUACAAAAAUACCAAGUAGAGACAUAGAAUUUGAUAAACUAGACGUAGAUAUAGACGUCGACAAGACCAUUCAACGGAUAUACUGCGCUGUAGACGAUUUGCGGCUUUCUAGCUACCUAGAGGACGUUAUAAAAUCCGUGAGUAGCAUUCUAAAGAGCAGAAAAGUUGUAGAAAUAGUUUGUUUAGGUCUUGGACACAUAGCAGAAUGUAAUAUUUCAAAACAUCAGUUAGCUCUCUUGCUGUGUCUAAAAGACCAUUGUAUUAAAAUGGCAUCAAUUUCUACAAAACCUGCUUUAGUAACACUACGGCAAUUGUUGUCGGAGUUACGUCAACAAGGUUCGUCAUCAAAGCUUGCAGAGAAUCAAAUGGUUCAGUACAUAUUCAGGGAAUACAGGAAAUAUCAGACUACAGACCAACAACUAUGCAAGGCAGCUGAUGAAAUGCAUUUCAGAGCUAAGUCUUACUAUGAUUAUCUCCACCACUCCAGAAGGUACAAAGAAAUCAAUGCUGAGUUCAAAGGAAAGGGAGAAAGGAGUGUUGAGGAAACCGCAAGGAUGGUCGGAUUCAAAAUGCCACAUGAACCGAAACCUUAA